This is a messenger RNA of Cercospora beticola, 777 nucleotides long. RefSeq lists its product as uncharacterized. The record is from RefSeq and is a predicted model, not a curated record. Lineage: Eukaryota; Fungi; Ascomycota; Dothideomycetes; Mycosphaerellales; Mycosphaerellaceae.
AUGGCGUCGGCGACAAACAACGAGUGGACUUCUGUGCCUUCUCGCAAGGGUAAGAAGUCACGACCUUCACAAGCUCAACCUGUCAGCCAUGGGCACGCCAAUGGUCCCCCACCUGUUUCCCGCGAUCUCACUAUGUCGGACAUCAAACGCGAUUUCGAUACCAAAAGGAAGCAGUGGAAGAAGACAGAAUGUAGGAAGCAACUACUCAAAUUGGUUGAUUGGGUUCUGGAUGCCAGAGGUCCGGGAAGAAUGGAGAAGUUCGUCUGUCUGGGGAGUGGCAGUCUGAGUCGGGAUAACGUAGAAUGUAGGAGAAGGAGUCUGUGGCAGGUUGUAGUGUUUUGGGAUUUGGUGGAGUAUGUGAGAGGGCAGCAAGAGAAGGGAGAAGACGUGGAAGGGGGAGACGGGGUGUGGGUCAGUGAUCCAGCGUAUACGGAACUGGAUCGAGAAUAUUUCAAGACGCUGGGAAUCAAGGUCGUGGAUGUCGACAGAAAUGCGAAGGGAUUGGGCGAGGUGAGGGAAUACCUUGGAGAAGGAACUCUGUUAUUUGAGCCUUUCGUGGACAUGAACGCGGACAUGAUGAGGGAUUUGGUGGAGCGGGAUGUUGGGAUCUAUGUUGGGAGCUCUGCGGGCGGGCUGCAGAAGAGAGGAGGUGAACUGGGUGAGUUGGCGAAGAAGUUUGGCUCGAACAGGACGAUGAGAAGGUUCCCGGUUUUCGAAGUCGACCCGAAUGUCUUUGAUGGGAUGGAAUUAUACUGGAAAGAGGAGUCUGAGGACUGA